CCCGCUGGGUGGCGCUGCUGCGCUCCGUCAGGUCAGGAGUGGGCAUGUUCAUCCACAUGUGUGUGUGUUUAUGUGUGUGCGACGACGCGCGCGCAGCAGACGCAGACCCCACGCUCCUGCGAGGAGAAUCCGUGGCUCAUGUCUGGAGCUCAUCCGUGAAGCAGCGAUGGAGCGUCGAGGAGGGAAACUCAGUGGCAAAGAGAAAGACAAUCCCGCUGCGCCUUCUUUGAGCCAAAAUGGCGCCACGGUGGAAGAGGAGGAUUGUCCGGACGGUCCCGAUGGAGAGAGACGGGUCAGGAGCGUGUCGUGGGCCGCGAAACCAGCCGAAGAGCAGCCGCGACUCAACUUCCACAUCCCCCGAAAGAGCAGAGAAAAGAGAGCUCUGUUUCAGUACGUGUCUACAGACUCCAGAGAGUUUUCAGACAUUCUGCAGAUCCUCUCCUCCAGCUACAAGGACUCUUCCUCCACCGGGACAUUUGUGUACUCCAAACCUUGCCUCGUCCACAGCGAGCCGCUGGAGAAAGACUUCAUGGAGAAGCGACGGGAGCUCAAGCAGGAUGGGCGCACAGAGAAAGAGCUGUCUGAGACUUUCUGCUUCCUGCUUUGUGAUGCUCCAAUGGUCUCGGUGGUGUGUGAGAGAGGACUGUCUGUUGGCAACAGCUGGAUGAGUAUGUUGGGGAAUCCAUCUAAAGGAGUUUACCUCUGUCAGUUUUCUGAUUUACUUCAAAUCGGCCCCAUCGAGCCUGGGUCUACAGGAAACAUCAUCAUAUUUAAAGUUAUUAAGGGUAAAGUGAAGAGUAUGCAUGACUGUAUGUCCAUAAGCAUGGAUCCUACACCUAAAUUUGACAGCCACUUCUCCAAGAACUCACCCAGAGUGACCUCCUUACAGUCGUACAGGGCAUUCGAGUACACUCAGCAAUACUUCUACGAGUAUGUGGAUUUCGACAUUUCUUCCAGGCCGAGACAUGUGUGUCCAUAUGCCGUGGUCUCUUUUUACUUUAAAGGCAAAGAGGCUUCAACUGGAGCCCUCAAACCGCUGCCUCCUCUCAGGUCCAACAGCCAGCCAUCAGGGACGAGCAAAGGGAGGCGCUGUUACACUGUAUGGCGGGGACAUUUUGUGAACGGGGGAAAAGACGUGUACCAGGCCAGCCUUCGCUCGCUCUCUCUACCAUUCCUGCCCUACAAACUGCCAGAGAAGAUUGAGAUCGGUAAAGUCAUGAGCCUGCAGCAGGUCAAGCAGAAGAUCCCGUCUGCACUCUUCUCCUGGAGCCUCUACAUGGGCAGCCAUGAAGUGUCUAAAAGUGGCAUGUUCUGCAGUCUGUUUGACGUGGUGGAGAAAGACAAAGCUUCUCCGAAGAGUUUGACCGUAUUGCUGCAGAAACUGGAGGAAGAGGGGCUGGUGCUGGUGAACAUGGUGAAGGACAGAGGUUUCCUCUUCUUGCUUUCUGCCAGUCAAAUGGCCAACUCGAGCGAGCGACAAGGUGGUUGGAAAAUGUCCUCAAUACAAGCACUUUUUAUUUACCAUGAGAAACGUGACUUGUUAAAGAGCUCAUCAAAUCCUUCUGAGACCUGCAGACCUGUGUCAUCAGAGCAUCACAGUCCCAUAAUGCCCCAGCAUGAUUCGUUCAUCUCCGCUCUUCACUACGCCCUCAGCAAGGCUCACGCUGACCCUCCUGCUGACCUCAGCACUGCCAUAGAGCAGCAGGUUUACGACUACCUCACUAACCUCCGUGAAGGCCAAUCUCUGCAGCGCAUUCGGACUGACUACGACCCCAAACUGGACGUCAGGGAAAAGCUCUUUCCAGCACCCAGGCAGAAGACAAACUGGGAGAUCUUCAUGCGGCCUUAUAUCUACAAACCGUCCGUGUUUACUAUGCUUCUGGAGAAUGUAAAGAAGAAGGUGGAGGAGCUCCGGAUUCAGACGGUUGUGAGCGCUCAGAAAACAGCUCCUCAUAAUGACCCAGUAAAAGUGAAAGAGCUGCUGAAGCUCAUCCAGCUGAACAAGAAGAGCUCGAAGGGAAAGGCAGAUCCAGAGGUGACAGAGGACACCUACACACUGAAGAGGAAGGUGGAUCUCCACGCCCAUGAAGCAAGAUCUAAACGCCAGAGAAAUAAUCCCAACCAAGAACUACGAGAAGCGGACGAGAGACAGUCUACUUCAUCUCUAGCAAAUGUUCUGAGCAGCGUCUGCCUUCAGGACACAGACCUGAGGAACGACAAAACUCAGGGAGCGCUGAAGAUCAUGGAGAUCCUGGACAGCUUUGGAAAGACUACUAUUGACACGGACCUGCGCAGAGACAAGACCCAGGGGGCACUUGAGGUCAUAAGGAUGAUAGACAACAUGACCAGAAGCGCCACAGAGUCACCUGAUGACACCGAGAUGAAGGACACAGAGAACAUUUCUGACACCAUUCUGUUGGACAGCAUGGUAAGACUCGGCCUUCCGACUGACUGCGACAUUGAUUUGAGGAAGAGAUUUGUGGAGGAUGAAUCCGAGAGGAGCGACUGUCUGGAGGAGGAGACCGCUGGUAGUUUGAGUAGUUUAGAAGCAUUUAGCCCUUGUUCAGAUUCUGGAGGACAGCAGCGUGGUGUCAAUCUGCUCGGGGAGAAGACCAUUCCAUGGGUGCUGAUCCCCAUCACAGGUCUGAAAACAGAGAGAUACUCCCAGAGACAGAUGGACUAUCCUGAAGAUCCACGCUUCGUUCAGAGCCCAACAGUGUCUACACACACCACACCUGACAUAAAGGAGCUGUCUCCUCUCUACCAGCCAGACAGCAGCAACACAGCGGUGGAUCUGGAUGUGCAGACAGCAGCAGAGGUGGACGAUGAAGACCCCGUCCCUCCUGCUGUCACCACAGAUCGUCCCACAGACGCAGCCACGUCCUGUAGCAGUUUUGACCACAUCGUUGACGAUCUCAUCUCGAGUUUCUCCAGGGAGGUGGAGCAGCUCUUGAGGGCCAAACAUAUUUAUUAUGUUUCUUGCUCCAGCGCUCAGGGCUCACGAGAUCCACUCCAUCCUCCAGCUGUGCCACUUUCCGAUUACGUGUCAGACUACAACACUUCGUUUCCUGUCAGUAACUACAUAAGCUCUUUCCAUGACAGCCUGAUGAUGUUCAUUGACCCUCAGCAUGUCAGUCGUUACUCCGGAGCUCAAGAUGAUGUGACGUCCUCCUCAUCUGCUACAGAUGUUCCUUCAUAUGUCCUUGAUACAUCCUCCUACUUUAAUCCAUGUGCUUCCUCGUCUACAACCUCUAAACCCAGCAGCACCUUUGAAUCAUCUGGGAGACCGUGUUCCCCUUCUAGAGCCCUACCUGAACCAAUGCCACAGCCACAUCAUCCCUCAGGUUUACCCGACCCUGAUAUCCACCAGCCACCACACCAGAUGGCAUUGGAGCAGGAUUCGCUGACCCAGAAGACACCGGUAAUGAGCAUCCCUCAUGAUCUUCACCAAGGCCUGCGUGAGAUGAAUGGCAGUCUGGUUUCUGAGACUACGGGAGCUGUGGAGGGUCAAAAGGAUGCCUCGAUGGGACACACUCAUUCUGCCAUCAGCAGCAUCAUCGAUCAGCUGCAGCCCGAGGUGAUCAGUAACCUGGUGGAGAUCAUCAAAGGAGUUCAGAAGAACACCGUCUACUUCUACAUCCAUUCCACAGAUGAGGAGGAGAGCGAUGUCUGCUGGGAGAUUAAGGAAUAUUUGGAAAAGUUGGGGGAUUUGGAGUGUAAUCCUCAUGGUUUCCUUGAAAAAAGCAGUAGUUCAGACAAACUGCUGGUCAUCAUUCAGAACAUGGACAUCACCGCACAGGUUCACAAGAUACCUUCUUUAGUUUCCUUGAAGAAGCAUCCGUCUGUGAGCUUUGCUGGCGUAGACAACCUGAGUGACAUCCAGAACCACACGUACAACGAGCUCUUUCAGUCCGGAGGCUUCAUCGUCUCAGAUGAGCAGGUCCUGAAUCCAGCGGUCAUCACUGCACAGAAACUUCAAGAUAUCCUUGAGUACAUUGAGCAGCUCAACUCUCCUCAGAGUCCCUGGAGGUGGAGGGUGCACUUCAAAUCACACAAGAAACUCCGAGAGCACAGCAGGCUCAAAACGGAUGCUUUGACCCUGUUCGAGAUUCUCAAUGAAUAUGAGAAGAGACACAUCGUUGAGAUCCUGUCGUACCACGACUGUGACACUCCAUCACGUCAAGCGCCUGACCUCGAUUGUCUAGUGGAUCUGCAAGCCAGAUUCAUCAAACAACGGCAUCUGAUAUUUCUGACAGGCUGCCAGUUUGAGAUGUUUCCCCACUACUCAAGCAGUGGCAUCAUCAUUGCCAAUGUUGACGAUAUAAAGUUUAUAAUAAGCAGUUUAGCUUGUGGAGGAAAUGUGGCCAGCUCUCCAUCGGCAGAGACUCACACCACUCCUGCUCCAGCAUCAUUGAGAGACGAUAGCAUGUCCUUGGACUCGGACCUGGAUUCAUCAGAUUACAGUGUCCCUGUCACAACCGAGACGAACCGUGUCAUUACAGACCAGCACACGUCUGCACUCGGGACUGAUCCGUGCCCUCUGGUCUCUGAACCCUCUCUCCAAGACCAAGUGAAUGCUAUUCCUGUGCUCACAACAAGCGAGACGACAAAGGAUUUAGACUUUGUAGCUCUCAGUGAAGCAAUUUCUCAGUUCAAGGCUUUCAAGAUGCUUUCAAAGUCUGACGCUGGUGAAACUCUACAAACGGCUUUUGGAGUUGAUCCUCACCAGAGCUUCCUCAGUCACAAUGAUCUGUCAGAUUCCUAUCCUCAGUACUCCUCGGAAAACCACAGUCUGUCAGCUACGCUACCUGAGGCUCCAGUCUCUAGUACGUCAGUCAAAACUGAAUCGGCGGCCAUCACAACAACUGGGGCUCCACUGAGCUGUUCUUCUGCAGUUGAAGCCAGUCGUGAAGUGGUCCAGUAUGGAGAAACAGGCACAUCUGCAGCUGCGCCGAUCACAGCAGCUGAGGGCACCAGCAAUAUAAUGACGGUUUCAAAAGCUUGGGAGCAAGCAAGCACAAGCUCCACAGACACCUGGUCAGGUUCGACGAAUGCAGAGAUUGGUCAAACGUCCAAUGAAAGUGGAGUUUCAGAGAAGCCUGCAGUGACCGCAGUGGACAAUGCUAAUUCCUCUGAACCAGCAGUCAAGGACAAAUGUGGGAGCAGUGGUUUCCUUCCCAGACCUGGCAGUUCUAGACAUGGCUUGGACCAUUUUUAUCCAGCGCUGCAGGGCAGUGGCCUCCUGCCGGCUCCGCAUGCUUCCCUGGCUCUGAGCAGCCCUAGAUUCAUAACUCACAAUGGUGCUAUUGGACUCGGACAUCCUCUUCUGAACUGCACCGUUUCCAACAACCUAGGAGUUGUGGGACCUCCGGUCUUGAGAGGAUUCUUCCCAAAUCCUAGCAUGCAGAUGUCGUGGAACACUUUAUUGCAAGGUUUGCCGUCGGGCCUUUGGGGUGCUCACUAUGGCAUGGAUGUGCAGCAGAUCCACGGGUCUCCAUUCAUCCAGACCUGGCCUGGAAAUCCUGCCUUCCAGGGGGACGGUCAUCGUCCCAGUAGAGGAGGAUUUGGUGGCUGGUGAACCGGCAAUGUGUAGAUAGUUUUCAAACUCAUGUUUACAACUCCGUCUCAGUUCAACUUUUGUAUAAUAGAAAAGAAAUGUAAAAUUUCUAGGUUUUCACUGAAAGUGAAGAAAAAAAAAAAAGUGAUUAUUUCAUAUUUUCCAGAGAACAUAAUAUUUUGAUUUUGCUUUUGCAUGUUGAUUGGACUGAUGUUUAUUUUCCCAAGGCCUUGGUUUUAAUAUUAUUUUUAUAAAGCCAAUAAUAUACAUUAAACAACUUUCAAACUA
Messenger RNA from Carassius auratus (goldfish), 5845 nucleotides. RefSeq names its product protein TASOR-like. Gene Ontology annotation, molecular function: chromatin binding. Lineage: Eukaryota; Metazoa; Chordata; Actinopteri; Cypriniformes; Cyprinidae. Bases 71 to 5578 code for a protein of 1835 amino acids. The transcript has 23 exons. Gene Ontology annotation, cellular component: heterochromatin; nucleoplasm. Gene Ontology annotation, biological process: protein localization to heterochromatin; negative regulation of gene expression, epigenetic. The record is from RefSeq and is a predicted model, not a curated record.